Molecule: messenger RNA, 564 nt
Organism: Lathyrus sativus (Indian pea)
Lineage: Eukaryota; Viridiplantae; Streptophyta; Magnoliopsida; Fabales; Fabaceae
Source: the annotation of a GenBank genome assembly
AUGAUAGUAUCACAAAAUGGCAUGUUCUGUGCUGGUUUCUAUGUUGUUGGUGAAAAUGCAUAUUCCUUUGCCAUUUGGUUUUCCGAACCAAAUCACCAAACACAAAACCUUACCUUAGUAUGGAAUGCGAACCGUGACCAACCGGUCAACGGAAGAGGCUCAAAACUUCAUCUUCUCAACAACGGUAACCUUGUCUUAAAAGAUACUGAUGAGUCUCACGUUUGGUCCACAAACACUGUCUCACUCUCAUAUGUUGCUCUCGUUCUUUUAAACACCGGUAACCUUGUUUUACGGGAAGUAAACGGUGUUACUUUGUGGCAAAGCUUUGAUUCUCCUACUGAUACGCUUCUGCCACUACAAGUUUUCAACAGACAAUCAAGAAUAGUUUGUUCAAGAAGCGAAACAAACAAGUCAUAUGGUUUUUAUAUGUUGUAUUUAGAUAACGACAACAUUCUCCGUCUUCUUUACGACGGUCCGGGUGUAUCGAGCAUUUAUUGGGUUCCAAACCUGGCUAUGAAAUCUCCAGGCCAUGCUUCUUCACAAGUUUUAAGUACCUGCACUUGA